AUGAUGAUGCUCCCCAGAGCCGAUCCCACCCCCUCUGCAUCCAGCAUCUCACCAACGACUGUCUACGGAAUCACACCGACAGCCUUCCCAACAUACCCAAGUCACCUCUAUCGACCUCAGGCGACUGAAACCUCUGCAUGGGACACCCUUUGGAGAUCUCCGAAAUCUUUCUCGAAUCUUCUGAUUUUCAUCCCACUCUUCCUAGGCACAAUCGUCUGCCUCCUUAUCAUGCUUGGGUUUUUAGUGUUGGUUAGGGACUACGUUCUACUGGAAUCGGCGAGCACAUACGGAGAAAGGCAGCAGACUAGAAAAGAGGAACUACUCGCAGCACAAGCCAUGAUCGCUGAAGAAGAACACGAAAAAGAAGGCAAGAGUGCAGCAAUCUGGUUUUGCACGCAAGAGAUCAUGGGAGAGGAUCAUGAGCUUAUGUUUGGCGAUUCGAGGCCUACAAUCCGCGUCGUAGCCGUCUAUACCGCUGGUGUCGGGCUCAAAGUUACUCUUCCCAAGUUCGCAGCUUCUCGAGUCGAAAAGCUCAAAAUGCAGCAGUUCGACGACGAGGGCGUUUGGGGCGAGGAUUGGGAUAAUGCGUCGAAGUCAGAUUCGAGAGCAGGAUGGAUAUGUCUGGGUUGGAAUCGUGAUGGCAACGAGGGAGUGCAGACGGCCGUCGAUGCUUGGAUGGAGAAGUGGGAUGCGACGGUUGCGAGAGACUGGGAUGACUGGAUUAGAGGAUUCCUUGGUGAGAUAGUGAACCAGAGGUGUGAGGUUGGCUGGGAGUUGCUGAGAACAACAGGCGCUGCCGGCUCGAGCACUAUCAGAUGUGAGCGAUGCAGAUAG
This is a messenger RNA of Aureobasidium pullulans EXF-150, 834 nucleotides long. RefSeq lists its product as uncharacterized. The transcript has a single exon. The record is from RefSeq and is a predicted model, not a curated record. The coding region runs from base 1 to 834 and encodes 277 amino acids. Lineage: Eukaryota; Fungi; Ascomycota; Dothideomycetes; Dothideales; Saccotheciaceae.